CCUGUCUUGACUCCAAAUGAUCAACCUGUACACGAUCAGAACUGCAAUUUGACCCAAUCUGUGUGAGUUUGUUGAGUGAUUCUACCACAUUUAUUAUAAUACUAUAUUCCUCGACAAUUGAUGCUGUUUGCGCCUACCCGACGCCUUUUGUCCACCAUGUCGACGUAUAACAUCACCGUCACUUCCGACGUCGUCUGCCCCUGGUGCUACAUUGGCUACAACCGCCUGUCCAAUGCCAUCGCCGCCCACAAGAAAACGUAUCCGGACGAUAAGUUCAACAUCAAAUAUCUUCCAUUUUACCUUCAGCCACCACCACAAUAUGCGUCAUCCGGCCCCGUUCCGCCACCCUUCCCUGUGCCAUCCAAACCUCGUCGACAAAUGUAUGCUGAAAAGUUUGGACCAGAAAGGGCGAAGCAGAUCGAAGCAAUGAUGAAGCAAACGAGCGCCAACGAAGGACUCGACUUCAAAUUCGGUGGAAACACUGGUCCAUCGCGCAACGGACAUCGCCUGGUCUACUUUGCCCAGAACCAUGGUGGGGAAACGGCACAAAUGGAUGUCAUGCUUGGCUUGUGGCGAAGGUAUUUUGAGCAGGAAGUCGACAUUACCACCUUGGAAACUCUGGUCGAAAUCGGGGUCGAGGCUAAGUUGGGAACUAAGGAGGAGAUCAAGGCGUAUCUAGAGAGUGGUAAGGACGGAGAGGCGGUGGACAAGAUUGCCGACGAGGCCCGGUAUAAAGGGAUAUCAGGAGUGCCACACUACGAGAUUAACGAUCUCUGGGAGGUCGGGGGUGCCCAAGAGCCAAUGGCCUUCCAACAACUAUUCUCGAGGUGGAAGCAAUUGGAAAAGAAGGGUCAAGUAUCGUCGUCUUCACCCGUCUCCAAGACUGCGUCUGGCAAUGGGUGUUUGUAGUUUGGUGCAUGUUAUUUUGAUCGAUAGGACUGUUACUCUUACUUUUGAAAUCAAUCACUAUUGCAAAAUA
Exophiala mesophila is the source of this 979-nucleotide messenger RNA. RefSeq lists its product as uncharacterized. Gene Ontology annotation, molecular function: oxidoreductase activity. The transcript has a single exon. Bases 121 to 909 code for a protein of 262 amino acids. Lineage: Eukaryota; Fungi; Ascomycota; Eurotiomycetes; Chaetothyriales; Herpotrichiellaceae. The record is from RefSeq and is a predicted model, not a curated record.